AUUAAAUCUUGUUUCAAAAUCAAAAUGAUUAAUUUUCGUUUAAUUUGUAUUGUAAUUGCCUUUUUCGCUAUUAUUGCAGUGUUCGAAAAAGUUUUAUCAACUUUAAUGUACAUAUGUAUGAAGCAAAUAUAUGGUUAUUUUUGUCCAUCUUCUUCAGGAAUUAAAAAGACAAAAUAAUGUGGCUCCUGUGAACAGACUGCAUUUCCUGUCCAACACCCACGGUGGUCCGUGUGCCAAGGUGCCGAUUAUGUCUCUGAGAGAUUCUCGUCGUGCAACUCAAGCUGAGGAAACAGAUGAUGUUUUUCCAGUCCGAGACAUUGAAACAAAUAGUUCGAAUGCUUACAUACUACCGAGCAAAUUACAGUUACUAAGAAUAAAUAACAAGCCUGGGAAAAAUGACACCUAUUUAGAUUUUGAAGAAAUGAGUAUUCCUGAGAUGAGUAGAAAAUUGUAUGACUUAAUUUGCAUAUGGUACAAAGAAGCUUGUUAUGAAGCCAAUUAUGUUAUUCAUGAUGUAAAGAAAUCCUGGAUUGCAACAACCGGAAAUUAUACUAAGAAAACUCAAGUAAUUAGCAGAUUACUCAUGUUCUAUUCGAUAAUUUUGGCCCUUUAUGUAAUUAAAUCUUGCCUAUGGAUUAAUCAAACAUUACUUCAAGGAUUAUAUAUCACACUAAUAAAAUCUAAAAAGAACACGCAAAUGCUGAUCGGAUUGGGAAUCGUGUUUUCGCUGAUAGUCAUGGCGUACGUAAUUGGUGCACCUUACUGCCCGGAACUUGCGACAAGUACCGACCCAUGAUCAGUGCAACCCACUGUUGAACUUAAAGAAGACUCAAUAAAUCUGUCUCGACACGAUGCGAUAUCGCUCUUAUUUAUUGUUCGGUAAAUGUUGAAAUCCAAUAUAUAUAUUUUCAUGGCUAUGGCCACGAAAAUAAAUCGCGAAAACGUGCGCUUCCCUUUCCACACUAACUCGAUCCCCUCCCCAUUCUCGUCUUUCUUUUUUUCUUCAAAACUAAUAUUUUACCACUCCAUAUAUUUAUCGAGAAGGUGAGAAAGAAAAUGAUUGAGAAAUAAUUUUUCUUUUUAUUUUCAAUUAUUAUUUUAAAAGAUUUUUUAGAUUACAAGAUUACUAUACCGAAAAUAAAGAAAAUGUUUAUAAUUCAAGUAGACAA
Leptopilina heterotoma is the source of this 1169-nucleotide messenger RNA. RefSeq lists its product as uncharacterized. Lineage: Eukaryota; Metazoa; Arthropoda; Insecta; Hymenoptera; Figitidae. The record is from RefSeq and is a predicted model, not a curated record. The transcript has 7 exons. The coding region runs from base 131 to 796 and encodes 221 amino acids.